Lycium ferocissimum is the source of this 1292-nucleotide messenger RNA. Its product is annotated as GDSL esterase/lipase At1g28610-like. The record is from RefSeq and is a predicted model, not a curated record. Lineage: Eukaryota; Viridiplantae; Streptophyta; Magnoliopsida; Solanales; Solanaceae. Bases 110 to 1267 code for a protein of 385 amino acids. Gene Ontology annotation, molecular function: hydrolase activity, acting on ester bonds. The transcript has 5 exons.
ACUCCUUAGAGGACUCCAAACAUUUUUGAAACCUCUGUUAUAUCCAAAACCAAAAAAUACAAACACUCUACUCUCAAAAUUUUCUGAAAAAACACUCAAGGCAAUUUCCAUGGCUUCUUCUAAUUUUUUUAUUUACAUAAUUUUUUUGUUAAUUGCAUCAUUUGGACAUGUUAUUGGAUGCUACGAGUCGAUAAUUAGCUUUGGUGAUUCAUUAGCCGAUACCGGAAACUUAAUUCGCCUAUCAAAAUCGAAUAACCAUGUUACUUCCGCUGUGCUUCCUUAUGGUGAAACCUUCUUUCAUCAUCCCACCGGUCGAUUCUCCGAUGGUCGUCUUGUUAUUGAUUUCAUUGCUGAGAGUAUGGGAUUUCCAUUUGUGCCACCAUAUGCUGGUGUUAUGAAAAACAUGUCAAGUAGAAAAAAAUCUAUAAGAGGAGUGAAUUUUGCAGUAGCAGGAGCAACAGCUGUGGAUAUUUCAUUUUUAGAGAAAAGAGGAAUUAAGAACCCUGCCACCAAUGUCUCACUAGGAAUUCAAUUGGAUUGGUUCAAACAAAUGUUGCCAAUUUUGUGCAAAUCACCAACAAGUUGCAGGGAAUUUCUUGGAAAUUCUCUAGUUCUAAUGGGGGAAAUUGGAGGCAAUGAUUAUAAUCAUCCAUUUCUUCAAGGAAAAUCGGGAGUAGAAGUUCAGUCAUAUGUGCCUGCAGUUAUUUCAGCAAUUGGUCUAGCCAUUAAUGAACUAAUUGAACUUGGAGCUCAAACAUUGAUAGUACCUGGAAAUCUACCAAUUGGAUGUUCAGCUGCUUAUCUAACAACUUUUAAAGACUCAAAUAAAAAUGAAUAUGAUGCUUCAACAGGUUGCAUCAAUUGGUUAAAUGAUUUUGCUGAAUAUCAUAACCAAUUACUUCAAGAAGAAAUUCAGCGACUUCGUGAGAUUCAUCAGCAUGCCAAUAUUAUCUAUGCUGAUUACUACAAUGCAGCCAUGCAAAUUUACAAAUCUCCCCAAAAAUAUGGUUUUACAAGCACUAUUGUAGCUUGUUGUGGAGGAGGUGGUCCAUACAAUUUUGACUCAAUGACAAAAUGUGGCUCACCAUCAUCAAAUGUUUGUGAAAACCCAUCUUCAUAUUUUAGUUGGGAUGGUGUACACUUGACAGAGGCAGCGUACAAAUUAAUAGCCCAAGGGUUAUUGCAAGGUCCAUACACAAUUCCUCACAUGAAUAAUGGACCUUGUUCAUUUGAUGGACUAAGUAAUAAGGAAUUAUCAGACCAAUAAUGUAUUGAAAGAGAUUGCGUAUAAA